Ooceraea biroi (clonal raider ant) is the source of this 2731-nucleotide messenger RNA. RefSeq names its product leucine-rich repeat-containing protein 40. The record is from RefSeq and is a predicted model, not a curated record. Gene Ontology annotation, cellular component: extracellular matrix. Gene Ontology annotation, molecular function: protein binding. NCBI's taxonomy places the organism in Eukaryota, Metazoa, Arthropoda, Insecta, Hymenoptera, Formicidae.
CCCUGUGCGUUACUUAUCAAAGAUAACUAGUAACUCAGUACUUUCGGAACGGUUCGGAGACCCGGUGCGCGCUCAGUCAUCGAUACGCGGCGAAGGAUUUUCGGUGAUCGAGAUCCUCUUCUUCUGGUAACGGCGGCGUGGAAGUAACGACGAUGACUCUCGGCACGAUCGAAAACUCGUGGAUAUUAUCCUGAUAACGGCGGAGGUGGAUAUUGUGAUAGCGAUAGUGCGGGUUUCGCGAUGUGACCAUUUGAUUCGACGGCUCGACGGUGAUGUAAAAGAAAGAUGGAGGAACGAUCGACUGUUCAGCACCGUGUGCUUCUGUCGCUGAUCACGUGGCUGGCGAUUUUGUCAGUCGCGAGGUGUCAAAGUGUGUGUCCUGCUAGAUGUCUGUGCUACUUUAAUCAAAUACAAAGAAGUAUCGAGUGUUCGAAGCAGGGGAUACAGACGUUUCCUGAAAAUAUCAGCGACGUUGUUGAGCACCUGGACCUGUCGAACAAUCUCUUAACCGAAAUCCCCGACGCAAUUAACCGGCUGACCGAAUUGGAGCACCUGAAUCUGGCGAAAAAUCAGCUCACUUCCCUACCGAGUAGUCUCGGGAAAUUGACAAAACUUCGAAGACUGGAUCUAUCAAGCAACGUUAUCGUAAACACGGUAGAUAUUGUCUCCAUUAGCCAGCUGCCAUCUCUAAUAGUUCUCUACAUCUCGUGGAAUCUAUUACCUGACUUGAAAGGUCUAACCAGCGAGGUGCUUCAGGCGGUGGAUGCCGGCCAUUGCCGUAUAAAGGAACUUGGCAAUAAAUCGUUGGAUGGAUUGCCAGCGCUGAUGACACUAAAUCUCGCGGGAAAUCCGUUGGAGAAUAUCCAAGCACCUGUUAGCAAAACGUUAAAAUGGUUAGACAUGUCUAAUUGUUUCUUGAAUUACCUGUAUCCAGAUACAUUCAGUGGAUUUCCGGCACUGGAGGAGCUACGAUUAGUUAAUAAUCCCAAAUUGGUGUACAGUACUCGACACGCGACUUUGCAGCAUCCAAGGCUGAAGAGAUUGGACGUAUCAAGAUGCAACCUCGACAGACCUGGUCUUCAUGGUCUCCCAUUGCUGACACACGCUCGUCUCUCUCGCAAUUCGAUUCGUAUUUUGCCGGAUCGCAUUUUCGCCAAAAAUAAGCAGCUGACGCAGUUGUAUUUGAACGCGAACAAUCUGGAACGAUUAAAUGCCAGCACUUUCGAAGGGUUAGUGAAGCUCCAGCUGCUGGAUCUAUCCGCGAAUGGUCUCGAAGAAGUCCACAGACUGGCGUUUCAGGAGAACAUAGACCUCAGGCUCCUGAAUCUCUCCUACAACACACUGCACCGAUUUCCGCAUCUUUCGUGCCUUGUCACGUCGUUGGAUUUGUCGUUCAAUAUGAUCAGUCGUUUUGAAGCGGAUUCUUUGGACGACAUGCCCAGAAUCAGAAGCCUGAACUUGAAGGACAAUCAGCUGCAAUUGUUACCGCCUCGUCUAAGAUCGCCGACGUUGAGAAUAUUAGACGUGCAGAGAAACAGACUUGUCGAACUGCACAACGAUAGCUUUAUUGGAUUACCAUCUCUGCAAAAGAUCGACUUGUCAGGAAAUCGUUUGACAGAGGCAAUGAAUCCCGACAUAUUUCAAAACAACCUUGACUUGACUAUAAUCCGUUUGGAGGAUAAUCCAUGGAGAUGCGACUGUGCACAGCUCUACGUUACUUUUGAGUAUUUAACGGAACCCCCUAUGAAAACCUCAAAAUCGAGCUUGAUCUGCCAGAGUCCGGCAAACGUAUCCGGCUAUUCGUGGGAAGCCGCAUGCUUCGAUGUUUGGAACGAUCAUUUGUAUUAUAAUAAGGACAGAACUUGGGGAAUGGUAAUGGUCAGUUUGCUCAUUUUCGUCGUUCUAUGUGGCAGUGUGGUGUCGAUCAAACACACCAUGAGGAUAAAGAGAAGAACUCUCGAGCAGAGGCAGCAGCUCGAAAGAGCAGAAGAAAGACAGAGAUUACGAGUUUUGCAGAGAAGAAAUCAACAGCUAGAAGAAGAACUGGAAGAACUAGAACGUCCAGCGGAACCCAGGAUUAAUCCGCUGGAACUGGUCAGUCCACCCACCUAUGAGGAAGCAGUAGAGAUGUCUAGACUGGUUCACUCCAUGGACGAUUUAGACGAGAUCACCGUCGAGAAUGGUACCUUGCGCGCCAUUAAUUCCGUGGAUAAUCUGCGGAUGAAGAAGAAAAGAACCAGACGGCCCAGGAAACGAACGAACAGCGAGGACGACCUGCUGAGAAGAGAGGAGCGCCGACAGCAACGUAUCCGACGAGAGAGGAGCAACUCCAGCGGCAACAUCUGCGACGCGGACCAUUCGCACAACGCGAAUCCCAGGGAUUCGAGGGCCUCCUUGGCUCAUAGAUCCAGAAGGCACAGCGCAAUAGACGACAUCGCGUCCAGCAGCAGUAAGGACAGACCAAGGCCGCAAACUCCCAGCGCGAGGAAGAGAAAGAGAAGACAGGUGAUUAGAGACGAGCACGUGACGGACGACGAGGACUCCGACGUCCAGGUGAUGGGUUCCAGCAGAUCCGUCGUUAUCAAGGAGCUUAGACGAGAACCUAGAAGUGGCUAUAGAAACUCAUUCGUAGGACGCGAAUCCUGAGUUCAUUUCUAAGCUCUAACUAAAUAUUUCGAGCGUACGAUGAAACGCUAUUUGAUAUUUUUAAUAAAAAUAUGGUGAAAGAGAA